GGAUGCUGCAGCAGCGAAAGUCUCCUGAUCGUAGCCGGCGUGCAGCAGGGACUCCCUCUCUCCCCACUUUCAACUCCACAGGAUGUGAGAACAGAUAAAUGAUCAGGAUGGUAGCACUGGUCCAUCUCGAUGUGGACAGACCGAAGCAGAAGCGAUGGAGGAGACAACGCCAGACCCCGCGUUUGUGGAUGUGGACCAGGGCUUGACUCUGGCAUGCAUUGCCUUCCUCUGCCUGCUACUGGUGGCCAUGAUCAUCCGCUGUGCCAAAGUCAUCAUGGACCCGUACAGCGCCAUCCCCACGUCCACCUGGGAGGAACAGCAUCUAGAUGACUAGCAUGAUUUGCAGAAAGUGCCGUCUUGCUGUCGUGAUGAGAUAAACCUCUAUCCAGGAUGCAAAGACAGGUUAAAUGGACUUACCCCAACACUGAAGCACACCAUCUAGAGACUCUACAAGCUCUGAAACUACCUACAGCACCAGGACCAGGCAGAACAACUCAACACUGGACAAAUCUGUUCCCAGAACAAAAUAUUGAAUACACUAGGACAAUGAUCACUGAAUGAGUUUGAGAAUGGGCCUGUGGAAGUUAUAUUUUUGGGGGAACCUUUUAGGUUUUGUACAUUUUUCUAAUAAUCAUGAUGGAUGGGGUGUGUGAAUUUAAUGUAUGCUGUUUGCUGAAAUGAAGCCUGGCUUGAAGGCAUGCUGACAAAGCUACUCAUAAGAACUACUUGACACUGAAAUGAUCAUAAUUUAUAUCCAUUUACAGUGAAGUGGCAAAAUACAAGUAUGCUAGCUUGAAUGCAAUUCAGGGUGAGGCUUGUGCCAAUAAUCAGUUAUACAACAUAUCGUGAUAAUCAACAUGCACAAUAUCAUUAAUUUUCCAUUUGGCAGGAGACCGCCUGGGCAGGCAGCACUUUUGGGCUGUUGGUCUGUCUCAUUGGGGGAGAAGCUUUAGCAUUUGAAGGCAGUACCAUAUCUUUCUCCUUGAAGGGUCGUGGGCAAGCUGGAGCCUAUCCCAACUGACGAUGGGCGAGAGGCGGG
Neoarius graeffei (lesser salmon catfish) is the source of this 1039-nucleotide messenger RNA. Its product is annotated as cortexin domain-containing 1 protein. The record is from RefSeq and is a predicted model, not a curated record. The coding region runs from base 155 to 334 and encodes 59 amino acids. NCBI's taxonomy places the organism in Eukaryota, Metazoa, Chordata, Actinopteri, Siluriformes, Ariidae. The transcript is spliced from 5 exons.